GUUUGUGUGCCUCUAGUAAAUAUGUAUUGUAUGUAUGGGUUGAAUGUGUAUGUUAUUUUGUGAAAAAGUGGAAACUGAUGAAGGUCGCUGCCAACAAAUGCUUUAACGAGCCCUUAACCAGUGAAAUAAAUAGACUUUUCGAGUGUUUAAUACAGUGCUGUGAAAUAAUAUAUUUAUAAUUAUUAGUUAUGGCGUAUGAAAUGGAUGCAAUGGACAUUCAAGCCGUAGAAUCUAAAUUAAGUGAUGUCACAGUAACUGCAGUCCCUAUGGCCAAACCAGCGCUACCUCAAAUAUCUGCUAUAGUACAAAAUAUAUCAACUAAGGACACGGGCUUAUCUAAAUAUGCACAGUUGCUAAAUGUCAUCGAAGAAAUGGGACGAGACGUUAGACCAACUUAUUCAGGAAGCAAAAGUUCUGCUGAGAGGUUAAAACGAGGAAUUGUGCAUGCAAGAAUUUUAGUUAAAGAAUGUUUGAUUGAAACUGAACGAUCUGCCAAACAAUAGAAAAGCUU
Ctenocephalides felis (cat flea) is the source of this 511-nucleotide messenger RNA. RefSeq names its product cyclin-dependent kinase 2-associated protein 1-like. Lineage: Eukaryota; Metazoa; Arthropoda; Insecta; Siphonaptera; Pulicidae. The record is from RefSeq and is a predicted model, not a curated record. The coding region runs from base 189 to 503 and encodes 104 amino acids. Gene Ontology annotation, cellular component: nucleus; cytoplasm. The transcript is spliced from 3 exons.